UUUUUCACACCUGUGCCUUUAGGAUCAGACCGUUACAAACUUACACUCCCCUUUGCAGCUUUAACCUCCCUCCUCGGUCUCUGAAAAAUCUCUGCCCUUUACUGCCUCACCCUCCCCUCCCUUGUCCCUCCCUCUGUCAGAUUUUCAAAUCAUUUGGUUCGGUUUCAGAUCUGCUGAGUGACGGCCUCCACACCACAGGCUAUGAACCGAUCGUUGUCGUCAAAGUUCGCCAAGAAAGCCUCUCCGGCACCGCCACUGGCGACGGCGAACAAGAAGAAGAAGCAAAAGGAGCAGAGCCGUCGAAAUCCACUACGGGAUCUCAAUGCCGUCACCGUUGGCACUAGCAACACUGGCAGCGACGCUUCUUCUUCAAUCUCGGUCGAAGCCCCACGAGGUUGCCUCAGGUUCCUUCUCUCUCAUUCUUCUUCCUGUAAUUCAAAAACCCCUCUUUACACACCUAAAACUCUCUCCAAAACCCCGAAAUCAGCUCCUGCUGUAAGGCCUACAAGACCAUCAAAAUCCAAGGAUAACCGCUCCAAAUUCAAUGCUUUGGAAAACCCGGAGAAACCCACCUCACGAAAUGCAAGUAAAUCUACGACCAAUUCUUCUAGAAGUGGACCAAGUCGAAAACUUGUUGUUUCAAAAUCAAAUGGAAAUUCCCUGGGUAAGUUAGAAUCUGGGUCUGAGGUGGAAGGUAGUAUUGUAAGGGUGGUGGGCAAUGCAGGUCAGCCCACUGAGCUCAAAUCAGAUGGUAUUGAUGGAAAUUUUACUCCUUUGAGUAAGAUACCGACUGGGUUGGGUUUGGACUCCAAGGCUGAUAAGGCUGAGGAUGUGCUCGAGAAUUCUGACAAAUCUAAUAGUAGAACCCCACCAGUUCAGGCCUCCGUAUCUCCAGAGAUACAAUGCGGAUCAUCUGUGGUGUCCACGAGCAAGCUUGCUUGUUAUUCUGCUGGUCAUGUCCUUUCAGGGAUCACUGACAAGAGGAAGUGCAGAGGUAAAGGAAUUCUCAGUGUAGGACAGAAUGAUUCGGGCUUCAGUAAAGGGAAGGCUUUAGGCAGCUUUGAGGAUGAUGACGACAACGCAGAUGAUGAAGGUGAUGGUCAUGUUGAUGGAACUGGCAAAGGGGUUGUUGGCAAUCUGGAUGCUUCGGUUGUUCCUUUACCUACUGAAGCUUCAAUGCAUUGGCUUUUGUCACCGUGUGAUGAAGGGGAUGAGGAUCACAAGGAGCAUUCCGAUAAUAGCUUACAGAAUUCUGUAGGUCCUGUGAAUCUUUAUUCUCCAUUUUCAACCUCAGGUCGUCAUGGAUUUUCUUCAGAUGUAUGUGAAAAUACUAACAUGGAAAGUACUACUCAUUUUAGCAGGAGUACUUCAACUUCUCCAAGUUUUCAUGAAGUUCUGGAGCCCGUAAAUGAGCAUGUUGGUGUUUUGUCUUCUCCGCAUUGCACACCUUGUUGUGAGGCUGUAACUCUGGAAGAGGAAAGAAAACUCCACUAUGGCCAUGACAGUGAGACUUCUCCAUUUUCUAUGGUUUCACUGGACAGUGGCAAUGUUAUCUGUACUCCUCAAUCAGACUCGAGUAUAGAAAAUCAUAGGAAACACUACUUUGAUUCUGAACUGAGUUCAGUAGCUGAAGCUAUUCAGAUGGCAAGCUUGUCCCCAAGACGAACAGUCAGUGUACUGAUUGAGGAUCAGAUUGAAUCCAGUUUCCAGUUUGAAUGUCUAACCACAGCUUGCAGUUCAAUCAGUCAAUUGCAUAAAGUUUUGGAUGAUCGCGCUUCCUGGCUCUCCAACUCUACACUAGAGAAUAUAUCACAAUCGGAGAUGAGGAUUUCAUGGAGAGAAGGGUUAAUGAGUCAUAUCGACGAUAUGGAUGAAGAUGAUUGCUGCAGAUGUUUAUCGGAUGAAGAGAAAGAUAUCAAUGGGUGCGGCAAAGAUCCAUUAAAAAAGGAAGAAGCAAGUCGUAGUCCUGAACUCAAUGUCCAGGUAGGGGAAGAAGAUGAGAAUGUAACUUAUAAGUUGCGGACGGCAGAAGUUUUGGAUGAUGAAGGAGGCGGCAUUCGUCCUAAGUCGUCAUCAAGAAUGUGUGCUACUGCUGAGUCGAUAAGCACUGAUGGAGGUGGAGGGUUGCUUGCUUCAGGGGAUUCAGAUUGGAGUCAGUGCUACAAGAAUGAGCUGUUCAAUGCAUAACACAGAUAUCCUUUGAUCUCUUCUCUGGUAUGUUUCUACUUGCAGUAGAGCAAGUGCGACAAUCCUUGACCGGUCCAAAGUGGUUGUUUUUGUUUCGUUUUUUCCUGCAGGCGGAAAUGGAUAAACAAUAUUACCGCUUAAAGGACCAACAAGAGUGCAUGCACUGUUGUAUCCAUAGUUGCUAUAAUUUGAGUUAUGUAUGACAUAAAUUCUCUCCGAUUCAAUUUAAUUGAGAUGUUUCAAAUUCUGCGAAAGCAGGC
Pyrus x bretschneideri (Chinese white pear) is the source of this 2447-nucleotide messenger RNA. RefSeq lists its product as uncharacterized. Lineage: Eukaryota; Viridiplantae; Streptophyta; Magnoliopsida; Rosales; Rosaceae. The record is from RefSeq and is a predicted model, not a curated record.